Molecule: messenger RNA, 2453 nt
Organism: Leptomonas pyrrhocoris
Lineage: Eukaryota; Euglenozoa; Kinetoplastea; Trypanosomatida; Trypanosomatidae
Product: putative N-acetyltransferase subunit Nat1
Exons: 1
Coding region: 312-2453 (713 amino acids)
Biological process (GO): N-terminal peptidyl-methionine acetylation
Cellular component (GO): cytoplasm
Molecular function (GO): protein-N-terminal amino-acid acetyltransferase activity; protein binding
Source: RefSeq, a predicted model, not a curated record
AGGGUUUUCUCAACCAAGACAGCAAGAGCGAGCAAGGCUUCUGGAGUACCUUCUCAAUUCCCGUCAAUCGUGGUGGCGAAUCGAGUUCACGUACGCAGAACAACACCUCCGUCUUGUUCUUGUCUUUCUUCUUUUGAAAUCACGGUGAGUGUGGGUGUGCGUGUGCAGUCUUCCUCGCUCUUCACACCUCGCAUCUCUCGUGGUAUUCUUCACUUCUCUUUUUCCGUAAUUCCCCGACAACGCAGACGUGCUUGGCCACAUCAACUACACACAAAAAACAGAAAGAAAGAAACGAGCCAUCAAACUCAGACAUGUCGUCCGCCUCUCAAAUGUUGCCGCAGGCGCAGCAGCGCCUCUUCGACAAGAUGAAUCGCGAGUACUCUAACCGCGAGUACACCAAGGCCCUGCGCACCUCGGACGGCAUUCUCAGCAUUGCCCCAGAGCACGUCGACACCCUCGCCGUGCGCGGACUCAUUCUGUACAACUUGGAGCGCAUCGAGGAGGGCUACGACACCAUCAAGCAGGCCAUCCUCUUCAACCCCCGCUCCAUGGUGGCGUGGCACUCGCUGGGCAUGUGUCAGCGUCUCGACAAGAAGUACGCCGAGGCGCUGAAGGCCUUCAAGCGGGCGCUGAGCUUUGACGCGACGAACACGGAGGUGCUGCGCGACGUCGCCUCUGCCUGCAUUCAGGUGCGCGACUGGGCGCAGUUUCUCGACAUGCGGGAGAAGAUGGUGACGGCGAAGUCGAGCGUGCGUGCGAACUGGAUCGCCGUCUCGUGCGGACACCGCCUCCUCGGCCACAGCAAACUGGCGGCCGCCGUGAUGGACGUGAUGACGUCGAUCAUGGACGCCGGUGACACCCCGGUCGAGGUGAGCGAGGCAAAUCUCUACCGCGUAGAGCUGGAGCUGGAGAGCGGCGCCCCCCAGCGUGCCCUGGAGCUGCUGAAGCAGCACGACGCCGACAUCAUUGACGCAGAGACGAAACUGCUGCUGCGGGCGAAGGCGCACGCACAGCUCGGCCGGCACGGCGAGGCCGAGAAGCGCUACAUGGAGGUGAUCGGCAGCGGGGUGUCGGAGGCGGACAGCAUCGCCGCGCUCGCCCAGUUGCAGAAGAUCCCGCUGGACCGCUACCUCCGCCCGCUGCCGGGGCACACGGAGAAGUACAUGGAGAUUUUGGACCGGGUGCUGGCGGCUUACCCGAAGUGCGACUACGCGAGGCGCCACGCCCUCGACUGCAUGCCACUGGAACACUUCCGCGAGCGUCUGGCCGCCUUUGCCACGCCGUACAUUCAGCGCAUGAUCCCGUCGCUUUUCAGCGUGCUCAAGUCCCUCUACGUUGACCCGGCCCGUGCGGCGCAGAUCGGCGAUGUCUUCACGGCAAUGGAGCGGGAACUGGAGGCGAAGGACUUUGGGCGGUUUGGCGGGGAGGCGAAUCCGUGCUUCAUCCUGUGGGUGCACACCUUCCUCGCGUCGCAUCACCGUCGCAUGGGCGACUACGGCAAGGCACACGAGUUCAUCGACAAGGCCAUCGCCCACACCCCGACGCUGGAACUGUUGUACCUGGAAAAGGCAAAGAUACUCGCGCGCGAGGGCAAGACGGCCGAGGCGGCGCAGCAGGCGGACUUCGCACGUGAACUGGACCUGCAGGACAAGUAUUUGAAUAGCAAGGCGGCCAAGUACUACUUCCGCGACAACCAAAUUGAGAAAGGCGAGAGCACGAUGCAGCUGUUUUACAAGGUUUCUGUGGUGGAGGGAGACACCUACUUGACGGCGCUCGAGUCGCAAUGCUACUGGUACGAGCGCGAGGUGGGCGAGGCCUACUACCGCAAAGGCGACUACAUCUCUGCCCUGCAGAACCUCCUCAUGUUUGAGCGCCACCACGAGCAGAACCACUGCGAGCUGAGCGACUUCCACAACUACGUCUUUCGCCGCAAUACGAUGCGGUCGUGGUUUGAUGUGCUGGAGUGCGACGAGAAGAUGGACCGCAACAAGUUCUUCUUGAAGUUCUGCCCGGCGCUGGUGCGCACGUACAUGCAGAUCCACGCACAGGGCGAGGAGGCGGUGCGGGCGGCGCACGUGCCGAGGCCGGAGCUGCGGCUGGACAACGUCAGCGCCGACGAGGUGAAGCGGAUCAAGCAGCAGCAGACGGAUUACUGCCUGACGGACAUUGACCUGUCAGCACCGCUUCUCAAGGCAAACCGCUACAUGGAGUUCUUGCUGAAGCACCGCGAGGCGGAGACGAGCACGCACGUCCUCGCCGUGGAGUUUUACACGGUGGCCGAGAAGCCGUUGCUUGUGGCGCGUGCGCUGCGGCAUCUUCACCGGCUGCAGUACAGCAAGACGAAGGAGCUCGUCGCGGCGUUCAAAGCGGGCUUGUACGCCACAGCGAAGUCCACGACGGAUGCCCGUGUGCAGGCUGUCGUGGAUGAGAUUGUUGACGCCGUGAGUGCCUAA